UACCAGCGAUACCGUCACCGUCGUUGUCACAGAUAUAUAAACAGAAUAGAUGCUUAUAUAUUAUAUCGGUGAUUGUUGUUGUUGUUAAUGUUUUUUUUUUCUUUUUAUCGCGUUACCAUUUUUGUGGUUUUAGUGGUAACAACGGUCGUUGAGCGAAUCACAAGUUCACAACCGUCCGACGGGGCACCGUCCUCCACCGCCACAUGUGAUCGUGUGAUUAUUAUUAUUAUUUUUAUUUUUUUUUUGCAUAAUAUGUAUAUUUUUUUCUAAUUUUCAAAAUAUCAAUUUGGUUUUUUUUAAUUAUCAAUUUUUUUUUAAAUCUUCAUUCUACUCACUUCGAAAUUGUCGAAAAUUUGACAUCAAACGAUAACAUUAUUCUCGACUGUUUACUUUCACUCCAUGCACAUAAACAUGUAUACAUAAUUAUUAGGUACACGUUUUUGUAUUCGUAUGUAGUAGGUACAUGCGCAACAUAUAUUUCGUUGAAAUAUAAUUUUUUUUUUCUUUAAUCAGUGCCAAACACAUAAAAAUGGACCGAAGACCAUCGUCAUACAAAUCGCGUCCAGCGUCGUCCAAACCAUCGGGUUCUAGUUGCAUUAUAUGUUUUAAGAUUCAAUCAAUUUAUUCAAUUGGUACGUGUGAUCAUCCUGUAUGCUAUGAGUGUUCAACUACUAUGAGAGUGCUCUGCGAUCAAAAGGAGUGUCCGAUAUGCAGACGAAUACUGACCAAGGUUAUUUUUACCAAAGAUGAGUUGGAUUUGUUUAAAAAUUUGGAAGAACGUUCAUAUCCCCGUUAUAACAAAAAGUACGGCAUUGCAUUUGGUGAUCUUUCUGUGGAAAAUUCCUUUGACCAAUUACUGCGUUGCUACUGUAAAAAAUGUUAUGAACGUCCAGAGUUUACGUCAUUUGAACAAUUAGCUACACAUAUGGAACGAACCCAUCGUCUUUAUGCUUGUCGUCUUUGUGUGAAUAAUUUAAAG
Acyrthosiphon pisum (pea aphid) is the source of this 979-nucleotide messenger RNA. RefSeq names its product E3 ubiquitin-protein ligase ZNF598. The record is from RefSeq and is a predicted model, not a curated record. Gene Ontology annotation, molecular function: ribosome binding; ubiquitin protein ligase activity. Gene Ontology annotation, biological process: protein ubiquitination; rescue of stalled cytosolic ribosome. NCBI's taxonomy places the organism in Eukaryota, Metazoa, Arthropoda, Insecta, Hemiptera, Aphididae.